GAAAGGUUGAAAUAAACAGUAGUCAUUCGUAAAUUGAACCAGACUAUCCCAGAACCCCUAGCGAAAGCCAAAAAAACCCUCAAGCUCGACGCCAAUGGCGAAGGUUCCAAGCAAGCACUCUCGCGAUCAAUUUCAGGACAUGCAGGGGCUCUUGAAUAACUUGCAAGAUUGGGAACUAUCAUUGAAGGGUAAAGACAAAAAGAUGAAAUCUCAGGCUCGUGGCAAAGAGACGUUGAGAGAAGAUUGGAGCCAUACUAGUGAACUUCUUACUAGUCCUCAAGUUAAUGGGACACGAGUUGGCAAAUCUACCUCGAUCAGAAGUGCAGCUGGUCCAUAUAAUUAUUCUAAAAAUUACAAUCCAAUUAGCCAUCUAUCAAGUGAACUGAUAUCGGAAGAGAGCAACAUCAAUGCCAAUUCAGAGAAAGAGCUGGGUAAUGAGUGCUUUAAGCAGAAAAAGUUCAAUGAAGCCAUUGAUUGCUAUUCUAGAAGCAUUGCACUUUCACCAACUGCAGUCUCUUAUGCCAAUAGAGCGAUGGCUUAUCUUAAAAUCAAAAGGUUUCAAGAGGCAGAGAACGACUGUACAGAGGCCUUGAAUCUGGAUGAUCGUUACAUUAAAGCUUAUUCUCGCCGUUCAACUUCUAGGAAAGAACUUGGGAAAUUGAAAGAAUCAAUUGAAGAUGCUGAAUUUGCGUUGAGGUUGGAACCACAGAACCCAGAGAUCAAGAAGCAGUAUGAAGAAGUUAAGGCUCUGUAUGAGAAGGAAAUUCUUAAAAGAGUAUCAGGAGCAACAGAUGUUUCUGCACAAAGGGCUCAAAAAUCUGGAAAGACAAUUAAAUCUGGCCCUGUAAUCCAAUCUGUAUCAAGUAGUUCUCAAAAGAUGGCUGAAGUUCGGACAAUUCCUGCCAAGGAAAACAAUAGAGAUGUUCCUGGGACUGCUAAAGUUGAAGAUACUCAUAUGCAGAUUAACAACAAAGAUUCAGAUGCUUCUCCAACCGUUCCUACCCUGAAUCCUGCUUUUGGGACUGCAAAGAAAACUCACAAGAUAAGCAAGCAAGAACUAGAGGAAUCUGUCCAAGAGCUUGCUACCCGAGCAGCUGGUCUUGCGAAGACUGAAGCUGCAAAAAAUAUUGCAGCACCAAAUUCAGCCUAUCAGUUUGAGGUUUCUUGGCGGGGACUUUCUGGUGAUCGUAAUCUGCAAACUCAAUUAUUGAAGGUCACUUCACCUGCAAUGUUACCCAGAAUAUUUAAAAAUGCAUUAUCUGCUCCGAUGCUCAUGGACAUUGUAAGAUGUGUUGCUACAUUUUUCAUUGAAGAUAUGAAUUUGGCAAUUAGAUACCUGGAAGAUCUGACAAAGGUCCCAAGGUUCGACAUGAUCAUCAUGUGCCUUUCAUCCACCGAUAAAUCUGAACUUCUCAAGAUAUGGGAAGAGAUCUUCUGUAAGGAAGCCGAGGAGCACUCUGCUAUACUUGGUGCACUCCGCGUCCCAUAUGGCCUAAAAUAAUGAUGGAGCUUUUCUGGUCCAGUUAACGGUGGAAACUGAAAUUCUUGUAUUAUUAUAAGAUUUUUGUUUUUGUACAAAGCGAACAUGCAUGUGGAUAUAGUUUGAUAUUGAAUGGGAAUUUUCUUGUUGAAAUUCUGUACCGGUAUCUUUAAGAUGUUUGAAGACUCUUGAUAGGAAAUUUUUGAUAUUUCCAUGAGUGUUGUGUUGCCGUUUUCCUUGGAUAUUCACAUCAUUUU
This is a messenger RNA of Solanum stenotomum, 1737 nucleotides long. RefSeq lists its product as uncharacterized. The record is from RefSeq and is a predicted model, not a curated record. The coding region runs from base 95 to 1501 and encodes 468 amino acids. NCBI's taxonomy places the organism in Eukaryota, Viridiplantae, Streptophyta, Magnoliopsida, Solanales, Solanaceae. Gene Ontology annotation, molecular function: protein binding. The transcript is spliced from 12 exons.